UACUAACACGCUGGUGACGUUCUGUGGUGCACUGCACUCUUUCUCACGCGUCCCCAUCUGAUAAGAAUUUAGGGAUGUUUAACGUUCAGGUGUUCGGUCAGGAAUUCACACAGCCCCUCUGAGGAUUGGAAGGUGCCCGCUCCCCUGUCCCGUGCACGGGCGGGGCCUCUCUGGGCCCGCCCACAGCACCCUCCUCCUCCCGCACGGACCGCUCUAAAGCUUUCGCUCCCCAGUGAAGGACCACUGGCACCGCACUGACAAGGCCAGCCCACCUGGUCGCGGCAGUCUGUCGUGUCCAGCGACGCCGGCCCAGAUGUCUGUCCCAUCCCGAGCAGAGUGUGGGCUACAGUCUGCCCAGGGGCCGACUAGCCGCUGUUGGGGUCUUCCCAUGUGGUUUCUCUUGUGUGUUAGGGCCCAGGCAUGUAAUAGAGUUACCUUUGUCUGCACCUCUCUUCAUCAAGAGCAAAGCUUGGUGUCUUGGCAACCAUUAGAGAAGGACCCCAGCACCUCCUCCGUCUCCUUUCCUGCUCAACCCAUACACUGGGCCUCCUUUCGGGAGGGUGCGGAUCUGUGCCCACUGGACCCAUGAUGGGGCUCGAUUGGAGGGGGCAGGAAGGGACAGGACUGGGCAGCGACUGGCCAGCCUGUGGUCCCUCAGAGCCGCUGCUUCUACCCUAGACCCAGGCCACUGGACCAGCUGUUUCCAGCCCCAAAGUAGCCAAACCGUCCAGUGCAGACGAGGCCUGGACGUUUGGGUUGACCCCUGCUGGGCAGAGCCUGUGGCGUGCCUACGAAUGGGGCCGUGCUUGCUGUCUGACGAUGCUGGCAGGCACUUGGCCUUCUUGGCCCCCGGAGGUGGGCUGGUCACGUGAUGCUGCCAUGCUGGUCAGUUUGGUCGUGAGUUCAAGCGCAGGCAGCAUUUUGGGUAUUUCAUGUGGUAAGUGAAGAUAACUUUGAAGUCCUUUCCAGAGUCUGCAAAGAAGGAGUUUUGGUGCCUGGUUAGUUACCCUGACGUCUGGCCAGUACGGGCCUGACAGCCCACUGCAGUGCACACAGGCCUGCAGGGCUCACACCAAACUGCCUGGAGACCCCCAAGCUGACCCCCUGCCCCAGAGUUGCCAUUUUCCUUCCUGCCCUUUCCUGCUGCAGCGGUUUGGGACCUCCUGGGGUGCAGGGUUUUCCCGCCAGCCCCCGCUGAGGCCCCACUGAGCCAGGGCGUGAGUGGUAGAAAUGGGUCCCAUGUCUGGGCAGGACCAGAAGGGAACCUUAACGGAAAGUAAGUCACCAUUGUCCCCCACCCCCGCUGGGCUCCCAUUUCUCAUCCUGCCGUUUCCCAUAAAAAGCCUGCUAGCAUGUUUGUGAGCGCAGGAAAGUGCUCCAUCCCCCCACCGUCACCUCCGUGGCUCUGAGCACCCCGGGCCACAUGCUCUUCCUGCUGAGGAGUUUAUAUCUGUAGGAAGUAACACUGUGAAUGUGAGGUUUGGAACCGUUCCCCUUAGUAUCCAUAUCACUGGGCUCACCUGCAAGCGUCAUUGGUCUUCCCUUGUUUGCCAUCGACCCGAAAUAGUCUUAACAAGGGGGCCUGGAGCCCAGCUCUGGCCGAUACGUAUAUCUCAGUAUGCAAAUACGCAAGGCUACCAAGAAUGGCCGCGUCAGUUCUUUGCAGAAGUCGGCUUUUCUUAGCCGUGCCACGGGGAGUCGGCUGCAUGGCAGAGACGUCUAGGAACUGUGUCAUUGCUCAUUAAAAUCCUACUGAGAAAAGGGUCCAUCCACCUUGCCAGCUCUCUGCACAAGGAAUUAAAAGACUAUCAAGUUCCUAGAGGUCUGUGGCAAGCAGCAGUCAUAUCAUCAAUCCAAAUGUUGUUGAAAAUGCUAAUUUGGCAGGUUUGUUUGCAGAGGGGGGGUUGUUCUGCUGCCGACACUUUGAGCACAGACUUGAGUGAAACCAGGGUGAUGCACGUGCCUUCCCCAGAAACGUGCCUCCCUUCCUUGUUGCCCCGCUGCGGGCUGCCCGUACCCGCUCCUCCACCCUAUUUUUGCCAGCAAAUGGAUCUUUUCCAGAGGAUGAAUGCGGCUGACCCCUCCAGACACCCAGAAUGUAGCACCAGAAGGCCCUGCCUCUUAGAGGACCCCCAACCGCACCCAGGCCCCCCCAUUGCCCGUGUCACUUCCAAGUCCCAGGGCCCCGGGGCGGCUUCUCCCAGGAGCUGCAGCGAGCCCUUGUUGUGGGUUUUGUUGGAACAGACUCUGACCAGCAAGAACUGCCCUUGGCCGUCCUGUAGACAAAGCUUCCUUCUGUGGCGGGGGGCUGCAGGGGGCGGGGUUCUCUGGCAUUUCCGGGGAGUGGGAUUCAUUUCCUCUUGAUACUGGGAGCAUCCUUCCCAGCAUACGUCCUCACUCUGUGUUGUGUCCUUCCCUCUCCAGUGAGCCCUCGAAGCCACGGCUGCCAGCCGUGUGACCGUGGGACGGUUCUGUGUGGGGGGCAGGGGGCAGUAGCAGGGGAGCGGCCUUGCUGGAGAGCUCAGGAGGACUGCUGGUGCUGCCGGCCUGGAAGGUUCAGGGGUCACUUUCCCCCGCGCACCUGUCACUUUUAAUGCAGCUGAAGGAACCCUCUUCCCUUGCCCCGAGUGCCUCGGGGAGCACCUGGCCCUGGACAGUCACUGCCGUUUCCCUGUGCAAACAGGGUGGUGACCGCCGGCGCUGGAGGAUGGUGGCCCUUGUGGACCUGCUGCAUGUGGUUGGGCUCUGAGUGGGGCCACCUGUGCAAACUCCCUCCUGGGCACUGUGGCCGAGUGUCUGUCGGCAGGCCAUGUGCUCCUGCUGCGCCGCCUGCCACCGCCACCCCACGCGGGGGCCAGCAAGGCUGUGAGGGGCGCGUCCCGGAGCCCUGGCCCGGACCUGACUGUCCGCUGCCAAGAGGAGAGGGAAGGACUGACCUGCAACGUGUAUUUAAGUUUUUAAACUGCUGCAAACGUUGUGUAUCUGAAUUAAAGGGAAAUGACACCCCAUGCUGCUGUACGAGGCAUGCUUGCUCGCGGGGAAGCCCCGCCGGGGACGCGGGCCCGCGCUGGGGGGGAGAGCGGGCCGGUUGCGUCCCAGGAGGGCCCCGCAGACAUGAGCUGCUUGCGACGUUACGAUCUGGUUGUGCCAGGGCCACGUGGCUUGGGCGUUGAGCCUCUGGCUCCACGUGUGUCUGGGGCCCUGCGGGGAGGUGAGGGCCGGGGCGGGGCUGGAGUGCUCACGUGGGCUGGGACCUGGCCGCUGAGCUCCCCUCGGGGCCCUGCCGGCUCCUGGGCUCCCGGGCUCCUGGCCUAUCCAUUUGAGUUUCGAAGUCAUUCUGCUUGAAGUCCUCGCAGUUCCCCGAAGUCUUGCCUCCUCCGCUGAAUGGGGCGCCGUGCUUCUUAGCUCUGGGCGGGCUCCUGCUCGUGAGCCAUGGUGGUGGGUGUUGUAGCCCGGGCCACACCCCCAGGCAGCGGGCUGCUCUGGCAGGGUACCGCGACCGCGUCCACUGCAGUCCGGUGGGUUCCCGCCCAUCGACAGGGCGGCCCCAGAGCCCACACCACGGUGGGUGCCAGACAGAGGACACGGCAGCUUAGUCCCUGCCCUUGGGGGAGCAGUGCGACUGAGCGUGCGGACCUCCCCCGGAUUCUGUGGCGGCCCCGCGCCCCUGCCCUCAGGAGCCAGAGCACCCCUUGCCCUGCACUGGGACCGUGGUGGGGCGUUUGUCUGCUGCGGCUGGGGUCUCACUUCAGUUCCUGUCAACAUUUGAUGGGGGCGACUUCAGCUCCCCAAAUCUGUCUGCUCUGUGAUACAAUUCCGAGGCCUCUGAUGGUCCCUCCCAGCUUCCAAGGCUCUAUCCCCCUUCCUGGUCCAAGCAUGGACAGCCAGACCCUGCCUGGUGCACCUGAGCACACCUGGCCUACCUGUUCUUUCUAGAAAGAAGGGUCCCAGGGCCCCUGGCGUGAGUGGGCUUUGCUGCUGCCCACGCCCUGCUUGCCCUCCGUAGAGGGUGAGACCCCGCUGUUCUUCAGAGGAAGCCUCUGCAGGCCUGCUGGGUGUGUUGGAGGCGGCCGACCUCGCCCCGCAGGCAGCCUGGCCAUACUCAGCACCGCUGGAUGAAGCAUUCUGCCUGGGCCUGUGGGCACAGACGUGGGCACAGACGUGGGCCUGCUUUGUGGCAUCACCAAGACUCCUUUGGUGAGGGAAGCUCAUGGAAAGCCAUGAGCACGUCCUGCAGUUUUCACUGCUUUGGGGACCUUAACGUCUGCUUGGACGGCGCUUCCUCACCAGCUUCCCAAGCAGGAAACCUGGAGGCCACUCCCAACGACCGUCUCCCUGCUGGCCACGUCCUCUGGGGAGCCUGGGGCUCAUAGGCCUGAGGGGCACUAGAGGUGUGGGUGGGCCCAGGGGACCCACCGAGGCAGAGGGCUGGCAGGUAAGGGUCUGGGCUCCCCAGGGAUGUAGGGAAAAGGGCAGUGGUGCUGGCCUGGUGAGCUGGGCUUGCAGCCCCCCCCCCCCCCCGCCCACACACCCACCCGUCCACACAGCGCUGGGCCGCAGCUUGGAGCUUCCUUCCACUGUGAGCCGGCCACCCUGGGACGAUCGUCGCCCCCUUCUGCCGGGACAGCCCCCCCUCUGGCCCCGCCCUCCCGGGGCUCCACCCUGCCACCCCUGCCAUACUGCCGCCACCUUCCACGUGCUUUCCUGCCUUUGCCCAGGAUGGAGUGUUCGCACUGCUCAGCUCGACCGCCCACCGUGAUGGGCUCAGCUCACUGGCGUUGGCCCCUGCCUGCUGCCAGAGGCUCUUCACGGGCACACCUGCUUCCUACCCUGGGCCCCCACGCUGGCCCGCCGGGCCGGGCAGGGCUGGCACAGCCAAGUAUCUCAGACCGAGUGUCCGUUCACGGCGAGACAGAGGCCUACAGGGCGUGGCCGCACAGGUACCCCUGGCCUCCUGCCGGGGCUUGACUACCCCUUCUCCCUGCAGGUCCCGCUGGAUACCCAGUCCCCGGCCCUCUGCCUCCCCACCCCUCGGAGACUGAGGGUCCCAGCAGGCCAUGCAGCUGUGCCAAGGUGCCUCCAGCAUGGCUGCGGCCGAGGUGCCCAGCUACCUCGUGUCCCCUCAGACAGAGAAGCACCGGCGCGCCCGCAACUGGACGGACGCGGAGAUGCGUGGCCUCAUGCUCGUCUGGGAGGAGUUCUUCGACGAGCUGAAGCAGACCAAGCGCAACGCCAAGGUGUACGAGAAGAUGGCCAGCAAGCUGCUGGAGAUGACUGGGGAGCGCCGGCUGGGCGAGGAGAUCAAGAUCAAGAUCACCAACAUGACCUUCCAGUACAGGAAAUUAAAAUGCAUGACAGAUAGCGAGUCCGUCCCGCCCGACUGGCCCUAUUACCUAGCCAUUGAUAGGAUUCUGGCCAAGGUCCCCGAGUCCUGUGAUGGCAAACUCCCGGACGGCCAGCAGCCGGGGCCCUCCACGUCCCAGACCGAGGCGUCCCUGUCGCCGUCUGCUAAGUCCACCCCUCUGUACUUACCGUAUAACCAGUGCUCCUACGAAGGCCGCUUCCAGGACGAUGGCUCCGACAGCUCCUCCAGCUUACUGUCCCUUAAGUUCAGGUCGGACGAGCGGCCCGUGAAGAAGCGCAAGGUGCAGAGCUGCCACUUCCAGAAGAAGAAGCUGCGGCUGCUGGAGGCCAUGCUGGAGGAGCAGCGCAAGCUGAGCUGCGCCAUGGAGGAGACGUGCCGGGAGGUGCGCCGCGUGCUGGACCAGCAGAACCUCCUGCAGGUGCAGAGCCUGCAGCUACAGGAGCGCAUGAUGAGCCUGCUGGAGAAGAUGAUCGCCAAGUCCAACGUGUAGGCUGCCAGGCGGUAGGCGGGCGGGCAGCCAGGGCCGGGCAGGCCGGCCACACGACAAGGGCCAGCCGGGCCAGGCCGGGUCCCGGAGGAGGCAGACGGCCUCCUGCUGGCCCCUGGGGCUGCUCCCGGAUCGGACUUCCCUGCACGGAAGCCGCUCCUCAGACACAGGCCGGGGACUCCAGGCUCGCUCUGGGGCGAUUCCCUAGUAAGAACUCCUAGCAUCUGUUCUCCAAUACCGUCACUAUCAGUGACGCUUGAAAUGGCUUUUGAUAUCAAAUGUGUAGUUUUUCAUGACUCCCUGGAAGCAGAGUUCACUUUCUCAGCUCAGAGGGAAUGCACCAGGUUGGUCUAUUCCAAAAACAAAAGCGAACAGAAACAGGCUGGUGGCAGCUUGGCGCCCAGAACAGAAACCCUCCCGAAGGGGGAAGGGGAGACGGCUGUUUCAUCCCGCACUGGAGCCCGCAGCGUCUUUCGGAGAGCCCACGGCCCCCCCUCGGAGCACCGGGUCCCCGCGAGAACGCUAACCAAGCAAGGACAGCUGCCCACGUGCGCUACCCGGUUCGGUUUUCCAGGCCCGGGAUGUCGCGCCGCUGAGACGGAGGCCUGGCCUCCCGCACUCACGCUCCGGUCGGGGCGGCAAACGAGCGAAGAGGGACAUGACGCGCAGCAGGUUGUGGUCGGCACUGCACGAGGAGGGGCCGCGGGAGAAGCCAGGCGGCGCGGCGGCCCACGGGGGCACGGGGAGCUGGUGGGAGCCGGCUGUGGCGCUCGGGAGCGGGACCCACGGCGCCGGGCCGAGCAGGGGUGCGCUGCCCGAGCUGUGAGACAAAGCUCACCUCCCCACCCCCGCCCUGUCCCCAGGGGGAAGACCUUUCCAGACACUUCUCUAUUGAGUUCCUCCUAAGUCUUGUUGGCCACUGCGGCUUUUGGUCCCCAGCUGCAGGGACGAAGGGCUCCCCGCCUGGGACCAGCGUGUUGCUCCCACACAGCAGGGUUCGGAGGGACGUGGCAGGUGACGUGGCUUGACUUAGGGUCUAGGAAAGCUCCUGGCGGCUCCUGAGCAGACCUGCAGGGGUGGGGUGCGGGCAGAGGUCCGGCCAGCAGGCGGUCACAGUCGCCCGACUGCAGUGGUCCGUGAAGCAGCUGCCCGUGGCCGCCCAGGGGGUGCCCAGGCCAGCGCCAGGCCUGGCUGCGGUGGGCGAGAGGCUGGGCGGCCGUGGAGCCCAGAGGGCAGGACGCCCCGGCUCAGCCACCUCGGGGGCCUCCCCAGCGCACGCGCCGUGGACUCCAGCCACGCUGCUUUGGCACCAAAGGCAGUAGUUUGGUGAAUGCGGAACAGGCGGUUCUGCGGAAGUGUGAACUUGCCGUAUUUCUGCCCAAACGUGCGGUGUUCCACCAGGCAGGGCCAGUGUCAGCGAGCAGCGCGACGUCACCGCAGCCGUGGGGGAGGCGUGCGGGGAACAAACCGCGGCACUCCACUGCAGGGGAGACCUUGGGGCGUCGCGUGAAGACCCGGGCGGGGGGCUGGGUGCAGGCACAGGAAGCCGCUGCCUCUGAGACGAGAAGCCCCAGUGAGAACUUGGUCGUUUGACAGACACCGGGCCGCUGGCUGGAUCCCCGUCCGAGCGGCCGUGCCCGAGGGUCGCCGAGGUGGCAACAGACCGCGGCUCUGGGUGACCGUCCUGGCGCUCCUGGGGCCGGGGCCGGGCCGUGGCGUGCACCAGCGUUCCCCAGCUGUGGAAGGCCGCAGGUGCCCUGUGUUACGUAGCAGUUUUACCUUUGUACUUAGAGGCCGUUCGCACUGUUUUAUUUUCCCAGCUGUCUCUUUGAGUGUGGGGUCAGGGCUCGCUCUCUCCAUGUCUCACGGAGUCGGUGCUGCCUUGUGCUCCGUUGGGCCGGGGCAGAGCUGGCGCGGACCGGCAGAGGUCAGCCGAGCAACCGCCCACAUCGCGCCCUCCGUAAGCCGUGUGUCCGUUGCGAGUUUCUGAUUUCUUCUGUAGUUAUCGGCACUGAGAUCAGUAAACACUGAGCUAUUUGAUAAGAUCUAGCAAGACAACCUGUUAAUACCAAAAACGGAAGUUGGGAGCCGGACGAACAUGCUUGCUUUCACCUUUAUUAUUUAACAUUGGCAUUUUUAGCUAAUGCAUUAAGACAAACAAAAUAAGCAGGAUAACAGAAAAUUACCUUUAUUUUCAGAUGAUAUUUUUAUAUUCCCAGGAAGGAGAUAUACAGGAGAUCAAGAGCUCUUUAAACCACCUUGAACCUGUGGACUAUGAGAAUGGACUAUUCCGUUCAGUCAUGAUUGAGAACUGCAGGGAAUCUAUGAACGAGUUUAACCAGAACAGUCCAGGAUUGACACGAAGGAAACUGUGCAGUUUUAUUGUAAAAUCUAAAACAAUUCCUGAGCAUGUGGAGAAACCACAUGCUCCUAAAAGCUCUAAAGUAAAGUGUCAUCAUUUUAUUAAUGUAAUUCCAACAAUAUUCUCAAUAACAUUGUGGGGUUUUGUUUUGAAAUGGAAGAAAGUUGUUUAUUUCAAGUGGGCCCAGCGCAGAGCCUGACACGGGGCUUGAACUCACAACCCUGAGACCAUGACCUGAGCUGAGAUCAAGAGUCAGAUUCCUAACUGACUGAGCCACCCAGGUGCCCCUGAAGAAAGUAUUUUUAAGUCCAAAUGAAAAAGAAGUGGGGGCAAAGGGAAUGAGGCUAAAGGAUGGAAGGAGACCUGCAGGGCCUCAUGUAGCGCCGGGAAACGCAGAAUGAAACGCGAGCAUGCCGUCAUACGCCCCUGUGGCCGGUGUGCCGUCUGCCAGGGUCAGACCUGGAAAAGCGUCGGGGGACAGAAACUCGGACUCCGCGAGGGGGAGUGGAACGGGCCACAAGCCGGCGGGAGCAGUGGGGCUUCAUCCCACGGGGCUGGAGACGCGCUCGCUGGUUGGGGCCUCGGCGCCCGCAUAGCCCCCCCGCGCUCUGGGGGAGACUGGAGAUGUUACCACCAGUGUUCCUGUGGGUCCUCAGGACCUGAUAGACGACUGUACUAGGCAUCAGACCCAAGACUUAAAAACUGUACUCACUUAAAAAUAACAAUAAACCCAUUACAUGUUGACAUAAACAAUUGCAUGAAAAAUACGCUUUCCCAAACAAAAGGUUUUCACGAGAAGAGGGGCAUGUAUCACACGCCCCACGAUCUCUGGCUCAGGAGAAGGCCGCGGGCUGCCCGACCGCCGCCCCGACCGGCUCCGGACGCGGUCUGCCGCGGGACGCGCCGAUGGGUGUUUGGAAAAGCAAGGGAUCUUUUACUAACGUGUGCAGGUCGCUGUGGACACCCCUCCCGGAGGACCCCAGCCGCGCAGGCUGGUUGCCGCGUGGACUCAGCCCGCCGGCGCUUCCAGGGCUGUGUGGCGCCCAGGGGGCCCCGCUCGCCGCGCUCCUGCCCCGCUGUGCGCUGGGCCCGUGGAACAUACCGCCCCCCCAGGUCAGGCCGGGCUCUGUGCCCUCAGCGCGGCAGACGCCAGCAGAAACGCACUCUGGUCGCCUCCCGGGGCAAGACGUUAGGCUCGGGCCGUGGAGGCGGCUCCUCCGAGGUUCUGAUCUCGGCACCAAAGCCGGAUUUUGGCGCCGGUCACCACGACCACGUGGUGCCGCAGGGACAGCUGUCCAUUUCCAGGAGGCGCCCGAGUCCCUUCAGGUAAAAAGCGUGUUCCCGUGGAGAGUGCGUCCAGCUGUCCUUGGGCGGCAGCGAGACGAGGCACACUGGCUGCUCUCCGGGGCGUAGUCCUGAGGGUGGGACGGGAGUGGGCACGCAGAAUACUAGAAAGAUGUGCCCAAGGGCCAAGAUUUAAUAAAAUCAGUACACGUCACUGCCUCAUCGGGACACUCUUGGGAAACUGUUGCUUUUCGCGUGUGUGUGGUGGGAGGGACGCGGGACCCCUGGCCAGGGUUUUGGUGCCCGUCCUGAUUCUCGCCGAGGACCCCGCCGGCCGAGGACCCAGCACUGCGCAAGCCAGCAUGCUGAAGAUGACCGAGGGCAUUUUUCUUCCGUAACAACUGUUUGGGGCUCAGGGACGCUGGGGGGCCCACAGACCACAGUCCCUUCGGGGGAGGCCCAGGCAUGUGUGCAAGGCAACGGAGACGAGAACAUGCACGGUGGCCUUAUUUGUCGCUGUGUGUCCUGGAAAGCUCCGGAGGGUC
Molecule: messenger RNA, 10043 nt
Organism: Mirounga angustirostris (Northern elephant seal)
Lineage: Eukaryota; Metazoa; Chordata; Mammalia; Carnivora; Phocidae
Gene: MSANTD1
Product: Myb/SANT DNA binding domain containing 1
Exons: 4
Coding region: 5058-5855 (265 amino acids)
Biological process (GO): positive regulation of DNA-templated transcription
Cellular component (GO): nuclear body
Source: RefSeq, a predicted model, not a curated record